AAGAAAGCGACGAUGCCUUCUUUCGUAUAUGAGCAGCAGGUCGUCGCCUAUGGAGCGGCACCAGCCCUCUUCCCACCGCAGCCCUUCCACCAGCAUCAGCACCCGCAGCAACACCCCUUCUGCAUGUGGCCGACCCCUCCCCGAGUGCCCCUCAGGCCAAUUGAGCGCCAUCCCGCUCAAAAGCGGUGCAAACCGCCUGCACGGAAGCCGCCACGCACACAGCACACACGUGGCGCCCCCUGGCGCACCCGCGUCAACCCGUACGUGUGUCCGCCUUGCCUUCGGGCUCGGCAGGACCCGUAUGGCGCGACCGCGGCGCCCACCGGCGCGCAUGCGCCACCUGUCAUGCCGGCCCCGCCGCACAUGAUGCAGCAGCACAUCCGCCAGCCGCCUCCCAUCGCUGCACUAGGUGCUUCGGCCGUGCAUGCCCCUGGCUGGGGCUUCGUUCCGCCCGCCGCCGCCCUGGCGCCCAACCGUGCCCCACAGACAGCAGCAGCACCGCAGCGCUACGCCACCCGCGUCCGCCCCAACAUCGCCGCCAUCCCGAGGGCCAUGCCAGCGGUGCCGGCUGCAUCGAAUGCCAGGGAGGGAGAGGGAAGGGAGAAGGAUGAGGAGGAGAGGGAGGGAGAGGGGAGGGAGAGGGAAGGAGAGGAGGGGGAGAAGGACGGAUGCCGCACCCCGCCAGCCAUCAGUCACCAGCGGCAGGAGGACGGAGAGGAGAGAGAGAGGGGAGAGGACGAGGAGGAGGAAAGGGCAGAGAAGGCAUCCCCCGAGCCGCCCUGUCAGCAGGAGGAGGAGGUGAAGGAGGAGCAAGAAGGCCGCACCCCGCCAGCCACCACCCACCAGCAGCAGGAGGAGAGGGACGACGAGGGCAGGGAGGGAGAUGUCCAGGAGAGGACCAGCCACACGAGCCAGCCGCCGGCAGCCUCUUCUACACCGGCAGCCCCAGCGUCACCCCCUCAGCAGGAGGACACAGAGGAGAGGGAGAGGGAGAGGGCAGAGCCUCAGGUUGACGAGGAGGAGGAGCGGGCCGAGGAGGCCGUUUCUGAGCCGCCACGAGAGGCCGAGCAGGGACCCAACGACGAGGCCGCACCUGCCGCAGCUGCUGCUGCCCCCAGCAGUGACUUGCCUGUGGGCGAGAGUGACGAGACCGACCUGACUAGCGAAGGUACGCAAGGACGGAUGCACAACAAGAAGGCGGACACAGUUUGACUUCAUUCACUCACCCUCCUGUCUGUUGGUGUGAUGUGUUGGUGCAGGUCUUAUCGAGGCAGAGGCCGCUGCGCCCCCAGCCCCACUGCCACCCGCCGUGCCCGCCGCCCAACCAGCCCACCACACCCGGCACGCUCGCCUUUCCGCCCACACCUUCGGGACAGACUAUUGGUUCAAUGAGAGAACCAUCACAUUGAAGGUGUGGGUGGACGGGAAGGCGGGCUUGCUCAAGAUGAGGACGCCAAGGGUCAUCCUGGAGGCCAUGAGGCUGGCGCGCCCCGACAUCGACAGCCGAGUUGUCGACCGCAUCGUCCACCGGGCCCUGAUGGCGAUCGAGGACGAGGCGCAGCUCCUCGAUCGCCUGACGGGCCAACUGAGGGCACCGGCAUUACUGUCGAGGGGUCACGUGGCGGAGGCGGACCCGAUCAAGGUGCAGCUGCCCCCGCCCAACACCAGCACCCGGCAGGGCCUGACGGGUGACGAGAGGGUCACCAUGGAGCUGGCUGGCCCCUUCUAUACCGCAGAGCUGCUGCGUACGUGACAAGCACCCACACGAUGCCAUGAACUGCACGACGGAUCUCAUGCUCUUUGUGUGUGUGGGUGUGGUGCAGAGUACAAGGGGGAGGAGGCGCCGAACCUCACCCAGCUGACCAUCGCCCGCGCCCGCAUCACCGCCCUCCCCACCACACCCACCCCAGCGCAGCUCAAGGCCUUCGCCGCCGCCCCGGGCAAGGACCUCAGCGCCACCGUCAUCAAUGCCAUCGCCGCCACCGAGCGCCACAUCACCCAGGAGGGGCUUGUCAGCGCCCUCGAGGCCAUCCACGACUUUGGCCAGCCCAAGAAGCUCGUGGAGGUGCCGCCAGGGGCCAGCGAGGAGGACCACCCGCCCACACGCCCUUACUCUCCCGCACUCCACUGCGCCUUCAAGGACAACCAGCCCAAUGUCGGCAGCUCGACCAUGCUGCCGAGGAUGUGGAGGGCGGAGGGAGGAGAGCUGCAGCUGAUCCACGGCGACGCCCACGGGGGCAACCUCGUCAUGGCUGGGGACGUGGGGAGGAUGACGGCCUACCACAUCGACCACGAGGCCACUCGGGAGGUCAACUACUCUGAUGUGGACGCCGUCACCAACCCACGUCUCGACGUCGUCAGCCCCCCACCCUACCGCCCCUACGUCUACCUGGCCGCCCGCGCCAAGAACGUCCCCUUUGCCCCGACCAGCAGCUACACUGACGUCUACGGCGUCACCAUGAGUGUGGCUCUGUGUGCGCUGGCGGGGCACCGGGGGUUCUCCAAGCGCUUCCAGGGCUGGGGGAUGGGCAAGCCCUGCGAGGUCGAGAGGCUCAUCCCUGCGGACGAGAGGCUCAUCCCUGUGGACGAGAGCCUCAACGCCGCCCUCCUCGAGACCAUAGGGAAACAAGACGACACGGCACAUGGGCGCUGCGGAGAGGAGGACAAGGGGCGAUUCCCCAAAAAAGGCCGGAGGGCCAUCGAGAGAGCCCACCGAAGGCUCUUCGGCGAGGUGUUGGGGGCCAUCGAGGCUGAGGAGUGCGAGGUGGCCGGGGACCUGGUGGACCUCAGGAUUGCGCUGGAGUGCCUGAAGACCAUCCCUCAGCCACCCCAGCCCACCGAAGCCCCGCCACCCAUCACCUUGGAGCCCCUCAUCGCCACCCUCAAGCAGCUGAUCGCAGAUGCCUACCCCUCCGCCUAGGGAGGGGUGGCAACUGCCUAGCCGCCAUCGCAGGGAGGG
Messenger RNA from Vitrella brassicaformis, 2959 nucleotides. NCBI's taxonomy places the organism in Eukaryota, Vitrellaceae. The record is from the annotation of a GenBank genome assembly.